This is a messenger RNA of Anguilla anguilla (European eel), 3462 nucleotides long. RefSeq names its product homer scaffold protein 2 (gene homer2). The transcript is spliced from 9 exons. The record is from RefSeq and is a predicted model, not a curated record. Gene Ontology annotation, molecular function: G protein-coupled glutamate receptor binding. Gene Ontology annotation, cellular component: plasma membrane; dendrite; postsynaptic density. Gene Ontology annotation, biological process: G protein-coupled glutamate receptor signaling pathway; regulation of store-operated calcium entry. NCBI's taxonomy places the organism in Eukaryota, Metazoa, Chordata, Actinopteri, Anguilliformes, Anguillidae. Bases 491 to 1555 code for a protein of 354 amino acids.
GCUGCAAGCAGGUGGGAUCCGCUCAGUGUCGCUGCCGCUACUCUGUCUAUGCUUCACUCGUAACACAAGCCCAUCGGGGAGCAUAGCUAAACUACCGGCGCUGAAAUGUAUGAAAAAAUGUAAUAGGCUAUAUUUUAAAAGAUUGCCAUUUUUCUUACUCGCAAAGAAAAUACACACACUGGAAUCGUUCAUUUUUUCGUAAUCAGAAAAUUUCAUUGAAUGGUACCCGCUUCCGAGGGAAAAGGCUUGAUAACGACGAAUAUUUAGCCAGUUCUUCUCUAUAGAAGACUGAGUCGGACUCAUAUUUCAGUUCUAGCUAUCAAUGUUGCUGGCUGUUUGAAGCUGGGGGCCCGGUAUGGACUCAACAAAGAGCUUAUGUCAAGGGUGGAUUUAAUUCAUUGAUCACAGUUUGUUUGGAACGCUCGAAACCUGCCGAAGUUCAUCUCAGUAACCUUUCUGGACGUCGGAGGGUUGUUUUGAAAGUGUGGAAAUGGGGGAGCAACCUAUCUUCACUACCAGGGCUCAUGUCUUCCAGAUCGACCCUACCACUAAGAAGAACUGGGUCCCUGCCAGCAAGCAGGCUGUCACCGUCUCCUACUUUUACGACAGCACGCGCAACAGCUACCGCAUCAUCAGUGUCGAUGGAUCCAAGGUGAUCAUCAACAGCACGAUUACACCAAACAUGACCUUCACAAAGACCUCACAGAAGUUUGGCCAAUGGGCCGACAGCAGGGCCAAUACUGUCUUUGGCCUUGGAUUUUCUUCAGAACAGCAGCUGGCAAAAUUUGCUGAAAAAUUCCUGGAAGUCAAAGAGGCAGCAAAACUUGCACGGGACAAAUCUCAAGAAAAAAUGGAAACCUCAAGUAAUCAUUCCCAGGAAUCUGGCCGUGACACCCCGUCGUCCACUCAGGCCUCCAGCAUCAAUGGCACCGACGAUGAGAAGAUCUCUCACGUGGGGCCUGUGGACGCACUGCUGAAGAGUGAGAACGACCGCCUGAAGACCGCUGUAGAACAGAGCAAUACUAAUGCCAAAAAGUGGGAGACAGAACUACAGACCUUGAGGGAAAGCAAUGCCCGUCUGGUGGAAUCACUGAAGGAGUCCACCAACAAUGUGGAAACGUGGAAGAAGCAGCUGGCCACGUGCAAGGAGGAGAGCAAUCAACUCAGGGAAAAGAUCGCAGAGCUGGAGGCGCAGUGUGACGAGGCCACUCAGGAGAAGGAGAGGAACGCCCAGCUGACAGAGCGGGUGCAGGAACUGGAGUCUGAACUGCAGGAAAAGGAACAGGAACUGGAGAACCUGAGGAAGCAAGCUGAGAUAAUCCCCCAACUCAUGGAAGAAUGUGAAAACAUCACACAGAAACUACAGGUGGCUGAGACGAAGAACAAAGACCUGGAGGACAGAAUAGAGACACUACAGGCUGACAUAGAUGACAACCACCACAAGCAGGGUCACCUGAGGGUCGAGCUCAAGAAAUUCAUGGACGUCUUGGAUGGGAAGAUUGAUGAACUCCACGAGUUCCGACAAGGCCUGUCUAAACUAGGGGUGGAUAACUGAGGGGAUGGACCGGAUGAGCUGUACUGAUUUUAGAGGCGGACAUCGUCAGGGUUCUGGGAUGGCAUGUCCCAAAGUGUGUUCUGCUGCACCAAUCAAAUUAAAAGACUAAUGAAAGGGAGAGAAACAAAAUGGCAGGAGUUCUCCAGCUAUUGGAACGUUCUUGUGUCAAUGUUCUGGAAUCACACUUAGACCAGAAUUCAUACAUUACUGAACAGUUAUAAUUAACCAUUAUUUAGAAGGAGAAAAAAGAAUUGAUGGACAGAUGAGGGGUUCAAUCCUAAUUGAGACCUGUGCAUAUGGUUCACGUAGCUAGAGGGGAACGCAGCUAGAUAACUCACUGGCAAGUGGUAAAGCACAGCAAAACAGCAAGCAAGUCAUGGCUUUCAGUUACACUGGCCACCUUGAGGGGAAAAAAGAGAAAAGGGAAUCUCAUAUGGUUGAACACGGUUGAAUCGUGAUGAUCUCAGGUCAGUUCCCCACAAUAUGCACAUACAAGAUCUGCACAUUGUCACAAAGUGCCUCAGUUUCAAGUCUUUCUGAUCUGCAACAAAGGCCCAUCCCUCUGCAUACAAGCUCUUUUAUAACCACAACAGAAGAGUCAAGGAUUAAUAUAAUUAUUUGUACUUUCAUAUGUGUUUUUAAAUUCAUACAAUUUCAUUUCUUUGCUGACCAUGGCCUAUAGUACAAAUUUAAAGGUUCCUCAAAAUUGUAUUGAAUUACAUGAAUCAAGCUUAGAAAAGUCAUGGAACACUAAAGGAUGUAAACUAGAAUGGUGAUUAUACUAAGAAAAAAGACAAGCACAUCCUAUGGAUGCUGUUAUACUUUUGUAGUUAUAAACAUCACAAAGAAAAAAAAUGAGUAAGCUUUUCUUGUAAAGCUUAUAGAAAUGGUGAAAAGGUUUCAGUAAUAAAUCCCUUGUUGCUUUGGAAAUGCAGUGUGCAAGAUUGUAUGUGCAUUAGACGCUUUUAGUAAUUCUGAUAGGGGAACUUGUGAUAAACUGUGGGAGGGAUAUCCAAAACCAUGGCAGAAACCCAGUUUACGGUUGCUGUGUUCAAAGGAUUUUGCAUGAGUGAUACUUUUUUUUUUGUCGAUUCUUAGGGCAAAGUAUGUCUGAAUCUGUCAUUCGCACAAAGAAUGUGCUUCCCACAUUACUGUUUCUUAUUCGGUUGUGAUAUUUUGGGGAAAGGGUGCAUUACUGCUGCUAGACUAUGGAAUUUUUGUGUAAAUGUAAAUGUACUACAUGAAUACGACUCUGCGGGCCGUCAAUACAGCCUGGCGAAUUUACUUGUUUUCCAAAAAUCGUUGUGCUGGUGUCUAUGGUUUUCUCAUUCCAGCAGGGACCCAGUAACCUAACAGCACUACCUUAUGUUCUCUAAGAGUACAGUGUAUUAAUUAUACAAAUGUAUUGGGUUAAUACAUUUUAUAUAUAGAGAUCCAGUUUUUUUGUUAGUUUUUUUUUUUUUUGGGGGGGGGGUACUGUGUUCAGUGUUUUCUAAGAAAAGAUGUGAAGUCCCUCUCUUCCUCUUGAAUGCAGCUCUGUGCUGUGUUUGAAUGUUGUGGUUCACAUAAAUCAGUUUGGCGUCUUGUAGAUGAACAGCUGUGGGAAACUAUUAUUCUAUGUGUGUAACGAUUAUUCUAUUUUCCAUCACUGGUCAGAAAGGAUUUUUCAAGAUAAUGCUCACGACAGAUGAACAACUUUGUCCAUCUCCUUGCACAUAUAGAAUAUUUCCCCUUCACAGAUGCUGAAAAUGCUUAAUGCUUCAGUUUAUGAAGGGGUUGUGCCUAUGAUGACAAGUGAGAAUACAGAAAUAUUCAUUGACAGAAACUACUCCUAUCCACCUUUGUGAUUUCUGGUCAUUAUUGUAACAUAUAGAGUUAUUGUUAAAAUAUAGUUUCAUUUAAAUGUG